This is a messenger RNA of Marmota flaviventris (yellow-bellied marmot), 2129 nucleotides long. It is a transcript of the gene Wdr25, whose product is annotated as WD repeat domain 25. Lineage: Eukaryota; Metazoa; Chordata; Mammalia; Rodentia; Sciuridae. The record is from RefSeq and is a predicted model, not a curated record. Gene Ontology annotation, molecular function: protein binding.
UUUUUUUUUUAAAGAGGAACUCCUCUGCUGUGUGACUCUGUGCAUUUGGCAUGAAAUGGGUAGAUUUGGGUUAUUCCUUCAGAACUUCUCCCACCACUAUUGGGUAGACUGACUCCUUAGGACCUUAGCCUUGUGUUGUGGAGUUAUGACUGGCUUCUCGCUGGGCAGAGGAAAAACAGGGAAGAGCUUCUGCCUGUGGGGGAGGACGAGGAUGGUGGUGUGGCUUUCCACCUGGGGAUUCUGGGCCUCCUUCCACUUCAGUGUUUCAGACCUUGCCUCAUUCCUGUUGGUAUUGUGCCGUGGCAGGACAAGAAACCAAAUCUUCGAUGGCUUCGCUGGUGGCAUAUGAUGACUCUGAUUCAGAGGCUGAAGCUGAACCUGCUGGAAGUGUGAAUGCUCCUGGGCAGAUGAAGGAUGCUUCUGGUGUGGCCACAUCUCCCAGGCAAGACUUUACAUCGGGUAUAAUGGAUGUGACAAACGAAGGGGCACAGGGUACAGAGCAUGGUCCUCAUGAAGAUCCUGGGGAGCAUCGUCUCCCCCUGGUUCGGCUCUGGAGAAGGGAUCCAGGAUCUUGCCCCAGCCAGAGGCUACAAUGGCCUGUGAAGGAGCCGGAAGUCACCUUCCCCACCAGUGAGCCUUCUCGCCCCUCUUCUCUGUGGACGUGUUGUGCUCCUGCUGGCCACAUGCCCCUGGCAGCUGCCCGCCUGAAGCAAGUCAGACUCUCCUGGGAGUCCCCUGAGCCAUCCUUCUGUUCUCCAAACAGAUCUGAAGCCACAGGCAUUUCUUUUCAGAGGAAAAGGUGUGAGGACUGUGUCAUACCAUACACCCCAAAGAGACUGAGACAGCUGCAGGCAUUCAGCACAGAAACAGGCCAGAAGAAAGAUGUGGAGCUGCAGAGCCCCUCUUCAGGUUGUGCUCCCGCCCCUCUCUGUGUGACCCCCAGAGUGUCCGAGUUGAUUCAGCCAUAUUUGAACAGUCAGUGCAGAGAAACCAGGGUGCCCAGGACCGUGCUUUUCCACCUGCGUGGCCAUAGGGGCCCCGUCAACAGCAUUCAGUGGUGUCCUGUCCCCUCCAGGAGCCACAUGCUCCUCUCCACAUCUAUGGACAAAACCUUCAAGGUGUGGAACGCUGUGGACUCAGGGCGCUGCUUGCAGACCUACUCCCUGCACCGCGAGGCUGUGCGGGCUGCCCGGUGGUCUCCCUGUGGCGGGCGCAUCCUCAGUGGCGGCUUCGACUUUGCCCUGCACCUCACAGACCUGGAAACAGGAACUCAGCUAUUUAGUGGUCGAAGUGACUUUAGAAUCACCACCUUGAAAUUUCACCCAAAAGACCACAGUAUUUUUUUAUGUGGAGGCUUCAGCUCUGAAAUCAAAGCGUGGGACAUAAGGACCGGCAAGGUGGUGAGAGGCUACAAGGCAACCAUCCAGCAGACCUUGGACAUCCUCUUUCUCCAGGAAGGCUCUGAGUUCCUGAGCAGCACCGACGCUUCUACCCGGGACUCUGCUGACCGUACUAUCAUUGCCUGGGAUUUCCGGACCUCCGCCAAAAUCUCCAACCAGAUUUUCCACGAGAGAUAUACCUGCCCCAGCCUUGCCUUGCACCCAAGAGAGCCUGUAUUCCUGGCACAGACCAAUGGAAACUACCUGGCCCUCUUCUCUGCUGUGUGGCCUUACCGGAUGAGUAGACGGCGGCGCUAUGAAGGACACAAGGUCGAAGGCUAUGCAGUGGGCUGUGAGUGUUCUCCGUGUGGUGACCUGCUGGUGACAGGCAGUGCUGAUGGCCGGGUCCUGAUGUUCAGCUUCCGCACAGCCAGCAGGGCAUGUACGCUGCAGGGGCACACGCAGGCCUGUGUUGGCACCACCUACCACCCCGUGCUGCCCUCCGUCCUCGGCACCUGCUCCUGGGGAGGUGACAUCAAGAUCUGGCACUGAUCCCAGCUGGGCCUGGGGCCCCCUUCUUCCUCAGGGAAGGGAGUUUGGGCACUGAAAUUGGCUCCACCUGCUGAACCUCUGUUUCCUCAUUUGUAAAGUGGGGACGAGAGUCUGUCUCAGGGCUUUGAAGACGACAUGAGUGAAAGCACCUGCCAGGUGGCCGGUGAUGCCCAAUAAACGUUGCUUUUCUACUUCUUA